Molecule: messenger RNA, 1620 nt
Organism: Colletotrichum acutatum
Lineage: Eukaryota; Fungi; Ascomycota; Sordariomycetes; Glomerellales; Glomerellaceae
Product: TAM domain methyltransferase
Exons: 3
Coding region: 129-1313 (394 amino acids)
Molecular function (GO): methyltransferase activity
Source: RefSeq, a predicted model, not a curated record
CUUGUUCCCUCCUCGUCAUAUUCCCUCCUCUCCUCAUUUUCUUCGUCCCAAGUUCCCAGCAUUCGAAAUUCCUUCAAAGAGUCGUUCUUCAAAAAAUUUCUCGGGCGUGUAUUGACUCACAAAAUACGAUGGCUGAGCGACCGGCUGUCUCAAGCACUCCUCCGAAAUCCCCUGUACGAGAGGCUGAGGCAGCAUCUCCAACGAUUGCACCAGCCACCGCCGCCCAGUCGCCUCCGGCUGUGAUUUCAACAAUCACGUCACCGAGCUCUGGCCAAUCUCCUGGGGCUGCAUUAGUAGAGGAACCACUAGAGACGGCAUCUGAGUCCCCAAAUGCAGUCGUGGAGGCCCAAGACGAGACCGAUGAUGACGGUGACGGUUACCAGUCAGCGUCCGAAAGAGAAUCCAACGCAUCAACUACGCUGGCGUCCACAAUUCGUGAUUUCAACUUUGAAAAUAAAAGGAGAUACCACAAGUUCAAGGAAGGCAGAUAUGCAUUUCCUAACGAUGAUGCUGAGCAAGAAAGGGAGGAUAUGAAGCACUCCAUGGUGGUCACCCUUUGCGGCGGGGCACUACACAGUGCGCCCCUCGAGAGUCCUCAGAAGAUCCUAGAUGUUGGAACCGGAACUGGCAUAUGGGCAAUUGACAUGGGUGACGAAUAUCCGGAAGCUGAGGUCACGGGCAUCGAUCUCAGCCCUAUUCAACCUCCAUAUGUCCCAGCCAAUGUUGCUUUCAUUGUUGACGAUGCUGAAGCCGAAUGGCUGUACCCAGCAAACUCUCUUGAUUACGUUCACAUGCGAAACAUGGGUGCAGCGAUCAAAGACUGGGAAAAGCUCCUUGCCCAAGCUUUCCGCGCCUUGAAACCAGGAGGCUGGAUUGAACUCCAGGACAUGAAGUGGAACUUCAAUUGCGACGAUGAUACAAUGCCCCCGGACUAUGCCCUCACCAAGAUGAUGAAGCUUGUGUGGGAAGGCCUUGGAAAAUUUGGCAUCGAAGCAGAUGUCGCCGACAUCAGCCCGAAACGUCUUGACGAUGCGGGCUUUAUCAAUCAAGUACAAGAUGUUCAAAAGGUUCCCGUGGGCGAGUGGCCAAAGGGAGAAGAUCUGAAAAUGAUUGGAGCAUACUGCAAAGCUGUUCUCUACGACGGCAUACAUGGAGUCACGAUGGGUCCACUUACACGAGGUCUGGGAUGGUCUGCCCCUGAGGUCGAGAUUUUCCUGAUUGAUGUACGAAAAGAUCUACUCAAUACCGGCAUUCACUCUUAUGUAUUCUACCACUCCGUUGCGGGUCAGAAACCGAAGGAGUCUGCCGCUUGAGUUGAGCACGAAGGCCAUCAAUUCACUUGGUUGACGUAGAUGAUGCCAUAAUCAAUAUAUUUCGCUCAACUGCGCCGUCUAAGUAGGGUUUGAGAAUGAUUGUCAAAGAGGCUCUGGAUUAUGACUUUACUCCCUGAAACCUUUGUUUACAUGGGACAAAUUCAUGGAAUUCUAGUCUCCAGUCGGUAAUGGCGGUGCUCGAUGGCUUAGCCUUGAAUGGCAUCAAUCCACUUGCUUCUUUAUCAGCCAAGUGCCGUUAGGAAUAUCUGAGAGGAUGAACUCACUUAUCAUUCUAGUCACUAUCUUC